Messenger RNA from Argentina anserina (silverweed cinquefoil), 571 nucleotides. RefSeq lists its product as uncharacterized. Lineage: Eukaryota; Viridiplantae; Streptophyta; Magnoliopsida; Rosales; Rosaceae. The transcript has 2 exons. Bases 99 to 473 code for a protein of 124 amino acids. The record is from RefSeq and is a predicted model, not a curated record.
UUUGGGGUUUAAGAGCUGAUGCUACUGCUGCUGCUCAGUCUCACUCUUCUGUUCUGAAUUCAAAGGUGAAGACUUUAUUCAGCAGAAGCAGUAGAGAUAUGAGCAAAUGGAGUAGUACUAAUGGGAAACGCAGUGGUCUAGUGGUGAAGGCAAUGCGCGUGGAGAAAAGUCUGGAGGAACUGUAUGAAGUGAGAGUGGAACGCAAAGUGUCGCCUGAACGAGUAGCAGAGCUUGGAGUUUCAAAGUGGUCAAUGUGGAAGACCGGCAAGUGCAAGUUGCCAUGGGAUUGGCAGGUGGAUCAGUUGGUUUACAUCGAGGAAGGAGAGGUAAGAGUGGUGCCGGAAGGAAGCAAGCAGUUCAUGCGAUUUGUGGCUGGAGAUCUUGUUCGAUACCCCAAGUGGUUUGAAGCUGACCUGUGGUUCAAUGGUCCAUACCAAGAGCGUUACAGCUUCAGAGCAUAUGGUGAUGAUUAAAGGAAUUGUAUUACAUUAUUAGAGAUGAUAUAUAUAUCUUGCCUGCUUUUAAUGGUUUUGCCAGAGUGAAUGUCUUUUCCAGAACACAGAUUCAAAUU